ACUGUCGCUGGAAAAGGACACUCAAUGAUCGUACCACAUCUGGAGUCAUUUCUUUCGAGACUUAACACAAGACAACUAUCACGAAAACCAUGUCGUCGAGCUCGGCACUCCGAACCCUCUCUCACCAGGGGCAACAAUCAGAUCUCAUCGAACUUGAAAAUACCUGUAUCGGCAGAGCCUCCCAAAUAAUCCACCGGGACCUUGUAUCCACACCCGGGUGCAUUUCCGCCGCUUCCACUGCACCGACAACCCAUUUUACCUCCCCAAUCGCUUCUCCCCUUCAUAUUCUCGGCCCGGUCAAUCCGGCACCGUUCAGGCCUCCCUCAGUCAACCUUGAAGCCCAAUUCCAAGCAAGUUGCGCGCAAGUUAUCCAGAGCAUCCGACGACAACUGGCAGCCGAAGAAUGCCUGCGUCGAGCGGUCGCUGACAUACUGGAGAUUUCGGCAGCUAUGAUCGAAGCUGAUCAGGAAAGAAUCGACUACAUUCACAGGCACAUAACAGGGCUGAAGCAAGACAUACAACAAUGGGAGCGAGCGGGGAUUUAUAUUGAUGGAGGGGAGCAUGGGGAUAACUGGGAAAUUCAAUACUAUCUUGACCAGCUACCCCACCUAGAGGAGAGGCUGGCACUCAAUCGGCAGCGUCUAGAUGACUACAUCGCUCGGAUGGCGCAAGUGAGGGAUGACACUGAGCAACUUCGGCAGAAACUUCGGCAGGAACUUCGAGAUUUCCAGGGGGAAGCGGCAGACGAGGAGGAAGCUCAUGAAGCAGUGGUUCUUGACGAGCAGUUUUAAGACGUUCCGGUUACCUGUACCGACAUAGAGGAUCAGGUCGAAGAGGUUUCGGCCGCAGAGGUGGCAUUGAACAGCCCGGAAUGUCAAACCACCACAAUGGGGAGCAGCGAACAUCUCGUAACAAACUCGUCGGAGGCAGCUCUACCCAUCGUCGAAAUCCAGCACCUUCUCAUCUCUCCCACAACAAUAGCCUCCAUCGUCAACCAACCCACCCAGGUACAGCC
Neurospora tetraspora is the source of this 1015-nucleotide messenger RNA. RefSeq lists its product as uncharacterized. NCBI's taxonomy places the organism in Eukaryota, Fungi, Ascomycota, Sordariomycetes, Sordariales, Sordariaceae. The transcript has 2 exons. Bases 90 to 791 code for a protein of 233 amino acids. The record is from RefSeq and is a predicted model, not a curated record.